GCAGCGUGGAGCAGAGGCUGCGGGCCGGCGGCCGCCGCCAUGGUGUUGAACCCGGUGCUGGGGAAGCUGGUCAGCAAGCGGGUGGUGCUGGCCAGCGCCUCGCCGCGCCGGCAGGAGAUCCUCACCAACGUGGGCCUGCGGUUUGAGGUGGUUCCAUCCUGGUUUAAGGAGACACUAGAGAAGUCAUCUUUUACAGCCCCUUAUCAGUAUGCUGUGGAAACAGCAAAACAGAAAGCUCUUGAAGUAGCAAACAGAAUGCAUGUAAAGCAUAUGAGAACACCUGAUAUUGUCAUAGGAGCAGACACUAUUGUGUCUGUGGAUGAGCAGAUCCUGGAGAAACCAGUUGAUAAGCAAGAUGCCUACAGGAUGCUAUCAAGGUUGAAUGGGAAAGAGCACAGUGUUUUCACAGGGGUGGCUAUUAUACACUGCCGCAGUAAAGACAAUCAGCUAGAGAUGGAAAUCACCGAUUUCUAUGAAGAGACUAAAGUAAAAUUUUCUGAGCUGUCUGAAGAGCUCUUAUGGGAGUACAUUCAUAGUGGGGAGCCAAUGGACAAGGCUGGUGGAUAUGGUAUCCAAGCCCUUGGUGGAAUGUUAGUUGAGUAUGUCCAUGGAGACUUCUUGAAUGUGGUGGGAUUUCCUCUGAAUCACUUCUGCAAAAAGCUGGCAGAAUUGUAUUAUCCACCCUCUAAACAUAAUGUACAACAUAAAAAGUAUGACUCUAUCCCUUCUGUGGACACUUUUGAGAACCUAAGUGAUGGAGAAUGUGAAUCCUCAAAUUUCACUGAGCACAAAGUUGCUAGUAAGUUGGACAGCAGUGGGAUCCAUUCCUCGGGAGCUGUUCACACUUCUGAAAACAGGUCUGCUGUCAGGACAGGUUUUACAGUGCCUUUGGAAAAUCAGAAUGGAGUGUUACAGAGUGCAUCAAAACUUCCAUCCAAAAUUCUAGAGCUGAUGGAUGGUUUUAGAGCUUCAAAGGCUCUGUUUGUAGCCUCUAAGCUGAAGAUAUUUGAUCAUCUGAAAGACAGAGGUCCAAUGAAGGCUGUGGAUAUUGCAAAUGAUGUUGGAACUUCUGUAUGUGGAACUGAAAGACUCCUUGAUGCAUGUGCUUCUCUUGGAUUACUGGAGAAAACACCACAAGGUUACAGUAAUACAGACUCAGCAAAUACCUACCUGACCUCAGAUGGUAAAUACUCACUUCAUGGCUACAUUAUCCAUUCUAAUGAUCACCUUUGGCCUCUCUUCACAAACUUGGAGUCUGCUGUCAAAGAAGGGAGCAGGCAGAAUCAUCGAGCCUUUGGAAAGAAAGCAGAUGAUCUGUUUAAGGACUAUUAUCACAGCCAGGAGGUAAAGCAACGUUUUAUGGCUGCCAUGCACAGCAUUGCUCAGCUUACAGCAAGAGAUGUGGCUACAGCGUUUGAUCUUUCACAGUUUAAAUCUGCUUGUGAUUUAGGAGGUUGCACUGGAGCUUUGGCUCAUGAAUUAGUACAAGUAUACCCAAAUCUCAAGGUCACGGUAUUUGACCUUCCAGAAGUCAUUGCAAAUACCUCUUACUUUCAGCCUUCAGGACAGCACACUGCUCCAGUGACAUUUGUGUCAGGUGACUUCUUCAAGGACAAUCUUCCAGAAGCAGAUCUUUACAUCCUUUCACGUGUUCUUCAUGACUGGUCUGAUGAAAAGGUACAUGUGCUGUUAAGCAAGAUAUCAGCUGUUUGCAGACCAGGCUGUGCAAUUUUGCUGGCUGAAAUGGUGUUGGAUGAUGAAAAGAAGAACAGGAGCACAGCUCUGCUGCAGUCAUUGAACAUGCUUGUGCAGACAGAGGGAAAGGAGAGAAGUGGCUCUGAGUAUCAAGCCUUGCUGGAACAACAUGGACUCACAAAUGUCAAAAUCAGAGUAACAGGAAAUUUGUUAGACGUCAUUCUCUGUGUUAAGGCCUAGAAAAAAACAUAUUAAGUAGUAAUUUUGAUGUCUCAGACUUGUGUUUGAUGUUUUGUAAUUAUCCAAAUACAUUCUCAACUUCUCAUCAAUACCAUAAGCCAUGAACCAAAUACCAUAAAAAAAGGAAUGUAACAAGAAAUGACAGCUUUAUGGUGUUAUUUUUAAAAAGGGGGAAAUAUUGAUUACAUUUAUUUUGGACUUCAGUAGAAUGAUGCCAGGAGAUUCUGUGGCUGCACAACACGUGUAGAACACAAAUGGUGUAAUCAGCCGAAUGGCAGUAUUCACACUGUUGAGAAAUCACUGUUUCUUCAUACUUGGUGCAAUUAGAAUAGUAGUUUUUAGACCAGUACACAUUACUUUGCCCCUGUUCCAGCAGGUUAAUGUUGGUAUCAUUUUAAUGCUCCAUUGCCAUCCAUUUUAAUAUCAUUUUAUGCUACACCCUCUACUAUAAAUAAACACUCUCAAAUCAAAUCAGCUGGAAACUGCUACAGCGAUGGUGUAAGAUUGGAAACAAGAACUGGAGCAGCAGCUUCCUGAGAGAGUCAAGACAGACUGCUCUGCUUUGAGAGAGGAUUCUGAAAAAAAGGCAGUUAUAUAAAAGCACAAGUGUGAUUGUAAUUUGAGAUUAAAUGUUAGGACACCAAGUUUGUUUCAAGAACAUCAUCAUACACCUUUUUAGCCCUACUUAAUUUGUGAGCUCUUAAAAAAGUGGAUAGCAAAAUAUGAGAAAAGGAGAAAAAAAAAAAGUGCAGAAACAGAAGAAAAAGCAUGAUGAUAGACAAAAAAGGAUUUCCCCCAGUCAUAUGCAGGUGAGCUCUCAAGGUGAACAGAACAUGACAACUACAGACUGAACAGUUUUCCAUUACAAGUUAUGUGCCUUUUAUCUUUAUUUUUCAUAAUGACAAUACUUAAGAGUCUUAGAAUAUAAAGUUCCUUUUAAAUCAAUAGAAAAUUUUAUGGUGAUAAAAUCUCAGUCUUGCAGACAAGGUAUUGUGCUAAGAGAGUAUUAACAUUCAGUUACGAGAUUUUUUAAAAGGAAAAAAUAACACACUGUGUGUGCCUCCUUGAAUGAAUGUACCACAGCAUUUAAUAAAUUAUGUUCAAAAUA
Messenger RNA from Parus major (Great Tit), 3043 nucleotides. RefSeq names its product acetylserotonin O-methyltransferase like (gene ASMTL). Gene Ontology annotation, molecular function: O-methyltransferase activity; nucleoside triphosphate diphosphatase activity. The record is from RefSeq and is a predicted model, not a curated record. Bases 40 to 1935 code for a protein of 631 amino acids. The transcript has 13 exons. NCBI's taxonomy places the organism in Eukaryota, Metazoa, Chordata, Aves, Passeriformes, Paridae.